This is a messenger RNA of Phycomyces blakesleeanus NRRL 1555(-), 1062 nucleotides long. RefSeq lists its product as hypothetical. Bases 1 to 1062 code for a protein of 353 amino acids. Gene Ontology annotation, cellular component: histone acetyltransferase complex. Gene Ontology annotation, biological process: positive regulation of transcription by RNA polymerase II; chromatin remodeling. The transcript has 8 exons. Gene Ontology annotation, molecular function: histone H3 acetyltransferase activity; protein binding. NCBI's taxonomy places the organism in Eukaryota, Fungi, Mucoromycota, Mucoromycetes, Mucorales, Phycomycetaceae. The record is from RefSeq and is a predicted model, not a curated record.
AUGAUUGAAGAACGAAAGGGAGAAAUUGAGAUUAGAGUUAUUGGGAAUGACAGUAGUCGCGAGAGUAUGAUAUUUCUCACCGGACUUAAGAAUAUUUUCCAAAAGCAAUUGCCCAAGAUGCCCAAGGAGUAUAUUGCUCGCCUUGUAUAUGAUAGAAACCAUCGAAGUAUUGCUCUAGUGAGAAAGCCAAUGAAAGUGAUUGGUGGUAUUUGCUACCGGCCAUUUGACGCUCAAGAGUUUGCAGAAAUUGUGUUUUGUGCUAUUGCAUCAACAGAACAAGUCAAAGGUUAUGGUUCCUUUUUGAUGAAUCAUUUAAAAGACUAUAUAUCAAGCCACACAAAUAUGAAGCACUUUUUGACAUAUGCUGAUAAUUAUGCAAUUGGUUACUUUAAAAAGCAGGCAAGUGACAGGUGUGUUGGCUUUACUACAGAGAUUACACUUGAUAAGCGUAAAUGGGUUGGAUACAUAAAGGAUUAUGAAGGUGGUACUAUUAUGCAGUGCACAAUGGUACCAAAAGUAAAGUACCUCAAGGUAUCAGAGAUAUUGGCUAUCCAGAGAAGAGCAGUGCAUGAGAAAAUGAAGGAAAAAUCAACCUCUCACUAUGUGUACGCUGGAUUAAAUAUGCCUGUGGACGAGAAUGGCAAUCGCAGUAUAGACCCGCUCCAAGUCCCAGGUGUCCGUGAAUCGGGCUGGACACCAGAAAUGGAUGCUUUGUCAAAUCGUCCAAGACACCCAUCCCAUUAUAUUAUUAUGCGGCAUUUGGUUUCUGAGCUUAAUGAUAAUCCAUCGUCUUGGCCAUUUUCUGAUCCAGUUAAUGCAGACGAGGUGACGGAUUAUUAUGAUGUUAUCAAGGAACCUAUGGACCUCACAACAUUACACAAUAAUGUAGAAGCAGGCGUUUACAUGACCCUUGAAGAUUUUACCAAAGAUGUUCAAAAAAUAUUUGACAACUGUCGCUUGUACAAUGCCGAGUCAACAAAUUACACCCGCCUGGCCAAUAAGCUAGAGAAAUUCUUUGAAGAGCGACUCAGUGUCCUGACAGCUGAAGACAGUAGUCGAUAA